GGCGGCCCCGGGAGCAUGAGCGGGCAGCGCGUGGACGUCAAGGUGGUGAUGCUGGGCAAGGAGUACGUGGGCAAGACGAGCCUGGUGGAACGAUACGUGCACGACCGCUUCUUGGUGGGGCCCUAUCAGAACACCAUCGGGGCCGCCUUCGUGGCCAAGGUGAUGUCCGUUGGAGACCGGACGGUGACUUUAGGUAUUUGGGACACAGCAGGCUCUGAGCGCUACGAGGCGAUGAGCCGAAUCUACUACCGGGGUGCCAAGGCUGCCAUCGUCUGCUACGACCUGACGGACAGCAGCAGCUUUGAGCGGGCAAAGUUCUGGGUGAAGGAACUGCGCAACCUAGAGGAGGGCUGUCAGAUCUACCUGUGCGGCACCAAGAGUGAUCUGCUGGAGGAGGACAGGCGGCGUCGACGUGUGGACUUCCACGACGUCCAGGACUAUGCAGACAAUAUCAAAGCUCAGCUCUUUGAAACAUCCAGCAAGACAGGCCAGAGUGUGGACGAGCUCUUCCAGAAAGUGGCAGAGGAUUACGUCAGUGUGGCUGCCUUCCAGGUGAUGACAGGGGAAGCUGCCAGGACCAGACUUCCUUCCUGCCAUUCUGUUCUCAUGAUGUGACCUGGGAGUCCAGCUCCAAAUGAGAACAUGAACCAUACCCCUUCAACGCUAUGCUUGGGAAGACCAAGGGGCUGUUACAAUUACAGCAGAGAACAAAGAGCACCCUAAAUGGAUUUUAGCACCAACCUGCUGGUCGCUUGGUUAGAUUGAGACAGUCAGCGUGGUAAACUUUUGGGCAGCCUGGCUUCUUGCAAGAGACGAGCUGGCCAGCAUCCCCACAGCUGAAACACUCAUCCUCUCUCUCCUUUGUGAUUUCACCCUGGGUCCUGCGCUUCCCCUGUUGCUUCUUCUUGAAUUUCUUUGACUUUUCUUCCGUGGCAAUGGGUUGAUUCUAGAGGUCAGAUAUUGAGCAGUCAGCAUUCUGUCGAUACAUUAGUUGUAUGAUCUUGACCAGGUUAACUAUUCUCUCUGAGCCUCAGUCUCUCCUCUGGGAAGAGACAAUCCUCAUAGACUGUUGUAAAGAUAAGAGAAAAUACAGGAAAGGCACCUGGCACAUCAUAGGUACCCAAUAAAUAGUUGCAUUAAUUCUAACUUUUCUAUGAACUACUCCUGCCACCUGCAUGAAAUAAGAGAAAUAAACUUUUUGUUAACAUACAAGGCUGGUAUUAAAGGUUCCCCUUUUGUAAGUUUUAUUUUUAUGUUUGUCUGGGUAUGUAUGUGUGUGUAUGCAUACAGAUUUCUUAAUUUAUUCAACACCCCUUCACUGAGCACUUUAGUAAGAGUCACAUGCUAGGAAGACACAGAAAACUAAUUCAUUAUCCUUGCCCUCAACAAGCUAUGUGCCUUCAUCUAUGUCAAAUUAGAUUCAUGUCCACUACUCCCCAAGACAGACCCUGGUGCAGCCAGCACGUCUCCUCUGUGUUCCCUGCAGCCCACACUUGCUUACCAAACCCCAUGGUUUUCAUCGCAUUAUUUAUGUUAGAUUAGAAACAUCCAGGAUCAAUUCAACUUAUUACUAUCUCACAGUGAUCUCCCAUUUCUAAACUUCUCUCAAAAUUCUUUCUGAUUCAUGUGUGAAAUGUUACAUAGAUGUUAAGGAUGCAGAAACUGAUAUCCCUAGUGAAUGUAACACCUUUACACUUGAGUUAAACAUAGUUAUUAUUUUGAUUUAUAGGGAAUAAAUCAACUGGACACCUUUAAGAAACAAGACCAUUUAACCAACCAACUAAUGAAAAAAAAUAUAAAGAUAAUUUUGUUAUUUAAUAAAAGAAUAUUUUGUGGGUGUU
This is a messenger RNA of Neofelis nebulosa (Clouded leopard), 1841 nucleotides long. It is a transcript of the gene RAB24, whose product is annotated as RAB24, member RAS oncogene family. Lineage: Eukaryota; Metazoa; Chordata; Mammalia; Carnivora; Felidae. The transcript has 9 exons. The record is from RefSeq and is a predicted model, not a curated record. Bases 16 to 615 code for a protein of 199 amino acids. Gene Ontology annotation, molecular function: GTP binding; GTPase activity.